Molecule: messenger RNA, 1197 nt
Organism: Eruca vesicaria subsp. sativa (arugula)
Lineage: Eukaryota; Viridiplantae; Streptophyta; Magnoliopsida; Brassicales; Brassicaceae
Source: the annotation of a GenBank genome assembly
AUGAGCCAAUCGUCUCUGUUGAUCCGCAAAGGCGGCCCCUCUAACGGUGAUCGUCAAACUCUGCACUCCGAAGGUUACAACUCUAGGAACCCGCGGAAGAGAUCUCGUUCCCCUCCUAUUGGGAGACAUUUUAGUCCUUCGACAACCUCGAGAUAUAGCGACCUAAUCCACGAGGAGAAACGAAAGAAACACAUGACCCCUUCCCACCAAACCCGCGAGGCUCGAGCCAUCGAACCUCAAACUAGGGAUCGCAAAAGCUCGAGCAGACAAGAUAACCGAUACCCAUACCAAAACCGCGGAAAGGAAGUAUGGAGUCGUCUGAAAAUUCCAUCUAGGAAGGGAGAAUCACAGAGAGGAUGUAGCUCAAACCAUCAUACACGUAACUCAUCCCGCAACGGGGAGUCACGUCCAAGCUACAUACCUUCCAUUGAAUGGCGCCCAAGACAUAACAUUGAGGAACCAAGGAACAGAUCAACCAAUCAUGUAUCACCUCGACAGGAGGAAAAUGAUCGAACAGAGAGGUAUCAAGCUACUUUUUACUCUCAAAAGACGAUUACCAACAACCGUGCAUCCCUGGAAUCAGGAGAAAUAGUUGAGACCCGUAGAACGGAAGCUGCCAAUGCUUUUACAGAGGAGGAAACUGAAAAUCCCUCAAGGAAGCCCUCGGAUGCACCACAUCCUCCCCGACAAGAAAAAAGGUAUGACCCUCCCCUUCUGAAACAAGGAGACGGAAAUUUUGAACUAGAAAAUAGCUUAGAGCAGGGUUUAGAAGUUCCUAUAACUGAUCUUGAGUCAGCUGAGGUAGAUAACCUAAUUCUAGAAACUGAACGUCUUGAGAUGAUUGAGAAAAUGUUGGCUGAGAAUAAGAUAGAUGAGACUAUGAUUGAUUUUGAUAAUGAUGAUCUUCUGGACGAAUCUCCAGACUUAGAUGCGGAAAAAAUUGAGGCAAUAUCAACACUAUCCAGCAAAUGUUGUGUCCAAGAAAGCAGCAUCCUUGAGCCAGCACUUGGAACUCGCAAAGGCACCCGCAUCCCUCCAGCACCCCACGCUGAGGAACUUGGCCGGCGACUAUGUCCCCAAAAUCUUACUGAAAAAGAAGACCACCCGGUCUCCAGACAUAAAAGGAGCAAACGCUUCAAAGAAGUUGCAAGUGCUCAGCAACCGAGUCUUCCCAAAGAAGAAGACAGCACCGGGUAA